AUGGAGAUUGAAGGGAAAAGUGAAUAUUCCAACUUAUAUUCUAUGUAUGAAGGAAUUGGGCCAUGGAGCUAUGCUGAAAACUCCUACUAUCAGAUUUUGGCUGAUCUACUGGGCCAAAUGCAUUUCUUAGAGCUUAAACUUGGAUCAGGAGAAGGACAAAGUGCUGCUGAGUUUCAAGUGUUCUUUAAUGAUCUUGUCAGCAAUGACUUCAACACUCUCUUUAAAUUAUUCCCACCUAAAAGGAGAUAUUAUGCAGCCGGAGUUCCAGGAUCUUUCCAUGAUCUCAAAGACAAAACCGCCAAGGCCUGGAAUGGUGGGAGGAUUCGCUACAGCAGUGAAAGAAGGGAAGUUUUACAGGCUUAUUCGGAUCAGUUUGCGGAGGACUUGGAGCGAUUCCUGGUUGCAAGAGCACAAGAAGUUGGUCUAGUGAGCGAGGAGGAAGUGGAUUCAUUCAACUUGCCUCUAUAUUACCCUUCAAUGAAAGAAUUGGAGGCAGUGAUAGAGAGAAUUAAUGGACAUUUUAUCACUGAAAGAAUGGAGAUACUCAAUAAUCCAUAUAGAAAUGUUAAUCCUAAGGCCAAGAUUGAACAAUCCACCAAACACCCGAGAGCUGUGUUUGAUGGAAUAGUUAGUAAACACUUUGGAAGAGAUUCCACGAGUGCAUUGUUUGAGAAAUAUUAUUCAAAAGCAGUUGCAGAGUGUUCAUUGUUAUUUGAUCGAGAAAUCCAGACACUGAAGGUUGUUGUAGUUCUUCUCAAACGUCGAGUAAUCAAUUAA
Molecule: messenger RNA, 777 nt
Organism: Pistacia vera
Lineage: Eukaryota; Viridiplantae; Streptophyta; Magnoliopsida; Sapindales; Anacardiaceae
Product: loganic acid O-methyltransferase-like
Exons: 4
Coding region: 1-777 (258 amino acids)
Biological process (GO): methylation
Molecular function (GO): S-adenosylmethionine-dependent methyltransferase activity
Source: RefSeq, a predicted model, not a curated record